AUGUUUUUUAACAUUGGCUUGUUCCUCUCUAUAUCAUAUUCAUUAUGUUAUGCUCAAAUUGUUGAAAGGGAACGCUUACAGCAUGAUUUGGCUAAGUUUCUAUCAACUCCAAGAUAUAAUGAAACUGAGAAGAGUCUAGCUAGAGCAGCAAUACGGAAUGCUUUGGACGGCAUAGGACUAUACACUUUCACACACAGUUUUCUAAGCAAUGAAUCAAACGAAAUGGGAGUUAACGUCAUUUCUAUUCAGCGAGGUCCGUACUUCGCUACAGACAAUGACACAGUUGUAGUCGUUUGUGCCAAUUAUGACACUAAAGAAGAUGUUGCUGGAGUCGAUGACAAUGGCUCAGGUGUUGCAGCCACAUUGGAAAUCGCCAGAGCCAUGGCGACAUUUGACAGAUUGUAUGCUCGUCAAAGUACCAUAAUGUAUGUGUUUGUGGAUAGGAAACAUGAGUCGUUCUCUGGAAGCCAUGAAUUCGUUGAGGAUGUCUUACUUCCUUUCGUUAAAAGAACAAACGCUACAAUCACUUCCGUGAUAGUGUUAGACGGCAUCAUGCAUUUUGAUCCUUUUCCCUCAACACAAGGAACACCAAGAGGAUUCGAAGAGACAUUCCCUGGUCCAGCUCAGCAACUACACGAGCACAUGCAUAUGGGCGAUUUUAUUCAAACAGUCGGUCGAGAUUCAAUCGAUGACGAACUUGUUCAAAGCUUCACUUCUGCUUUUUCAAAAACGGCGGCUCGUUUGAAGAACGAUUGGACAUUUCAUCCAUGGGUGCUUUCCAUUACCUUAAACUUGGAUGAGAUAACAACAAUGAAUUCUCUAUUACAACCAUAUCUAUUUUCUGAUCACUCAUCUUUCUACUUCCAUUCACGGAAUGAAACUAUUCCGACACUGUACGUUACGGAUACAUUAAAUUAUCGCGGAGUCAAGCAGUACUGUAACUAUUGUGACACACUUUAUAUGAUAACAGAACCUAAUAUGAGGUUCCUGACUCUUAUAACAGACACUUUGAUUCGGACUGUUGCCCACCUAAGUCAAUCAGAUGCGUUAGCUGUGUUGGAUGAAAUACAAACUCCACACUAUACUUGA
Auanema sp. JU1783 is the source of this 1089-nucleotide messenger RNA. The record is from the annotation of a GenBank genome assembly. Lineage: Eukaryota; Metazoa; Nematoda; Chromadorea; Rhabditida; Rhabditidae.